CAGAGAGAAAGGGACAUGAGAGAAGACAGGAUGAGAGGACUGAGGUGGACUCUUACUUCCCAAUGAUCAUCACACAGUCAGAAGAAUAUCAGAGAGGAUCUCAUCAAAGCUGAUGAAGCAGCCUGAGGACAUUUGAGGCAACGUACAGAAGAAGGUGAAAGAAAGGAGUUGACCGACCAAAUCCCCAACUAGAACCAAGGCCACCUGAAACAGUUCAACCAUCACAGGAGUUCUUUGCUUCUAAAAUUUACUCAUCAGUAAAGUAUUGGAACCUCCACUGAUGUUUAUGGCAAAUCAUUUCAUAUAGAAACACAGGAGAUGGAUAGACAGAUGUCAGAUGCCGACUACCCCUCUGCAUCGCCCCCUUCCCUCCUAUACUGCGACUACACAGACUGGUCUCCCUCCCUCUACAUCAUCCCGUCCGUCUACCUGCUCGCCUUCCUGGUUGGUUGCCUUGGCAACAGCCUGGUGCUCUGGGUCUACCUGGACCGAGCUGAGGGGAGGAGAACGAGGACCGGAGAUAAACACCAAACUGGGGUUGGAAAGUUCUGCUGCAGCAGCUUUUUCAGAAGCAGUCAACAGAGCACUAACACAGCAGGCAGAGUUCAGCACAAGUGUUUUCUUCAGAAAAACAAAGAAAGCAGUGGAUUAUCCUCAGAACGAAACUACAGACCCUCGUCUGACUCCUCCAACUCCUCCUCCUCUCCUCCCUCCAUCCCUCGUCCGUCUCGCUCGCUGACAGACUCUCUGAUUGCCAGCUUAGCUCUUGCUGACCUUUGCUUCCUUGUGACUCUCCCUCUGUGGGCCGUCUACACAGCUAUGGGCUACCACUGGCCUUUUGGGCAACCCCUCUGCCAAAUCAGCAGCUUCCUCACUGCUCUUAACAUGUAUGCCAGCGUGUUCAGCCUGAGCAUGCUCAGUGUGGAGCGGUACUGGGUCCUAACUGGACGCAGACACUCCAGCCACCAUGCCCCACAGAGCUGCACCAGCAGGGCAUUGUGGGUCCUCGGUGGGGUGUGGGUGCUAGCGGGUGUGUUGGCACUUCCGGGUUUGCUGCUGCGCUCCGUCAGGGAGGUGGAACUUGAAAAUGAAUCUGAGGACGAUUGGCAGGUAGAGCCGGCUGACUCUGUACCCAUGUUCCUCUCUUGCCAGAUGGAUUAUUCGAUGCUGACUGGAGCCGAGCUGGACGAGGCAGAAAAAGAGAGGGCAGAGAUGUGGUGGACCGCUGCCUUGAGUCUGAAAUCCACUCUAAUUGGCUUCCUGCUCCCACUUGUCAUCUUACUGGUCUGCUAUUGCUCACUGGCCCAGCUCCUCAGCAGACAUUUUGGACGGGGCCCUCGUCCUGACCGUAGACGCCAACGCAGACUUCUCCGGGUCAUUGUUACAUUAGUGCUGGCUUUCUUCCUGUGCUGGCUGCCUCUGCAUGUUAAUAAAACAGUAUCCAUGCUUCUGGAGUUUGGUUUUGUCCCAUACUCCUGCUCUUUAGAUCAGAUUCUGCUGGCUGCUCACCCCUACGUCACCUGUUUAGCUUACCUCAACUCCUGCCUGAACCCUCUCCUCUAUGCUGCCUGCGACCCAUCAUUCAGGAAGAGGUGCAAAGGCGUUAUUCUCAUGUUGUGCAGGGCAAAGAGAAGGGGAGUAGAGGGAGAGGAGGGAAAAAGGGAUGAAGGACAGGAGGAGAAAGAGGAGAGGAGCUCAGCUUUUCCGACAAGAACACAGGAGGAAACAGCAGACAGGACAGAGGAGGAAGUGGUGGAGGAGGUGGGUGUCGUGCUGGCCGAAGGGUGAAGGGAACAAUGGCUGAACGUCCGAAAAGAUAACAGCUUAUAAAUGAAAAAGUCAGUCCACUUAAAUCUACUUUCCCCUUGAAGUGUGAGGACAUCCAGACAUGUUGCUGCUAAGUAACAUUGUAUGUGAAACAUUUCAUUAAUUUUGACACUUGACAGUUCACAAUCCACAAUGAAAGUGGGCCAGACUCAGACUGUGGGAGAAACUAUGUCAAAUGUCAAUAUUCUCAAAAGAUAAAAUGUUCAAAUAAAUAAACAUUGAUCACAUGAGCAUGAGUUCAUAAACCCUUUCCUCCUCCAGUUCUUUCCCACGGGAAAGACGCCCUGUUUUUAUAUUUUUAUUAUUUGUUUAUUGAAAUGUGCUGAACAGUUUUUAUUGUGGUUUUCCCA
Paralichthys olivaceus (Japanese flounder) is the source of this 2177-nucleotide messenger RNA. RefSeq names its product apelin receptor 2 (gene aplnr2). The record is from RefSeq and is a predicted model, not a curated record. NCBI's taxonomy places the organism in Eukaryota, Metazoa, Chordata, Actinopteri, Pleuronectiformes, Paralichthyidae. Gene Ontology annotation, cellular component: membrane; external side of plasma membrane. Gene Ontology annotation, molecular function: C-C chemokine receptor activity; C-C chemokine binding. Gene Ontology annotation, biological process: cell chemotaxis; brain development; calcium-mediated signaling.